Molecule: messenger RNA, 1169 nt
Organism: Ipomoea triloba (trilobed morning glory)
Lineage: Eukaryota; Viridiplantae; Streptophyta; Magnoliopsida; Solanales; Convolvulaceae
Product: thioredoxin-related transmembrane protein 2
Exons: 11
Coding region: 98-865 (255 amino acids)
Source: RefSeq, a predicted model, not a curated record
AAAGUUUUGGUUCAUUGGCCCAAAUGAUUUUUAGUUUCCCGGGAAAGAAUUCCAAUACAUCUAGCCUUCACCUCAGAUCCAUCGCAGAAUUGUGACAAUGUCGUCGACGUCGACGGCGAGAUGGUUGAAUCGAAUGGCUUCAGAUCAGUACUGUCUUCUCCACAUCCUUGCAUUCUUCUCCUACAUCCCUAUACGCUGCUCCACCUCACAUCUUCUCCUUCCGUCUCGCUCAUCUCUCCUCUUCAAACGCGAGAUUCAAGCAGUUAUCGCUUUUAGUGUGAUAGCUGCUGUGAAGACAGUGAGGGCGGAAACAUGGCAGACAGUCGUUUCAGAUUCUCUGUUUUUUGCAAAGAUUUUCCUUACUGCUCUUGCUUUAGUAAUGGAUUAUCAUUUGGCACUCUGGUACGCAUUGGUAUUUAUAGUUAUACAUAUUCUAACACAACAGCCUCCGUACGAAGGACUAGGUAACUCAAUUCAAUUAACCCCACUACAAUUGGAGGCUUUGCUUACUGAAGGAAACACUUCAAGAUUUUGGUUGGUAGAAUUCCGUGCAUUAUCGACAUCAACCUGUAUAUGUACCAGUUCAUUUUUCCCUGAACUCUCAAUUACAUACUCGAACAAAAAUUUGUCUUUUGGGGUAGUUGAUCUUGGACUCUUCCCGAAUGCUGCAGAAAAGUUUGGAAUCUCUUUGGCAAGCUUAAACCAACUUCCAGUGUAUAUACUAUUUGAGAAUGGAACUGAGGUCACACGUUUUCCUGAGUUGGAUUUUCAGGGAACAGUUUUCAGUUCUUCCAUAACGAAGAAAAUUCUGUGUGAGCACUUUGAACUGGAUAAGCAUCUUCUAGAUUACAUAAAUGGCAAAUAGAUACUAUUGCACACUAUAUGUGUUCUACACAUUGUAUAUGGGCAUAUGGCAUUAAGACUUGAGAUACCUGUGAAGCAGGUGAGGUUAUUGCUCAAUGUAUUGACCCUUUAAUGAGUGGUGAAAGUUGGGAUUUGUUACAAACCAUAAGAUUUACGACAGCCAACUCGUAUUUCACGUUCAUGUCAUUCUUGUAACACACAAGGGCAAGGGACUAUGAUUUUUCAUUUACUUUCAAUAUUCUCUUCUAAAAUUUCUAAUCCACCCUCACAAUCAAUAAGACAGUGGUUGUUGGUCUUUCCCGAAA